This is a messenger RNA of Penicillium verhagenii, 390 nucleotides long. RefSeq lists its product as uncharacterized. The record is from RefSeq and is a predicted model, not a curated record. Lineage: Eukaryota; Fungi; Ascomycota; Eurotiomycetes; Eurotiales; Aspergillaceae. The transcript is spliced from 2 exons. Bases 1 to 390 code for a protein of 129 amino acids.
AUGACAGUAACUCUGCAAGCGAUGAAGGACGUUGUGUCCACUCACAGUGUCGAAGCACUGAUUCAAUGGCUAUACCUUCGGGUUGCCAAAUUUGACAUCAAAGACUACGCAAAGUAUAUCUCAGCUGCCAUUGAACUCGCGAGGCUAGCAGACAACACAUUCGACAAGUCCUUAUCUGGGGCGCUAAGUCAACGCAGCUGGGUCAGAAUUACCCCCAGUACGUUAGAAACGAGCACAUUGCCUCAGCAACCCUUCUUCCGCUUCGCCAUUCUGUACGCCGUAUCAUCGUUCAGGCCUGCGUUAAGGAUCUUUUUACAACGCGAUGCCCCGAUUUCAUCGAUGGCAUUGAAAGUUCUCCUUGCUUUGGAUCUGACCUCCUCCAAGAGGUGA